Truncatella angustata is the source of this 750-nucleotide messenger RNA. RefSeq lists its product as uncharacterized. NCBI's taxonomy places the organism in Eukaryota, Fungi, Ascomycota, Sordariomycetes, Amphisphaeriales, Sporocadaceae. The record is from RefSeq and is a predicted model, not a curated record. Bases 97 to 255 code for a protein of 52 amino acids. The transcript has a single exon.
GCCCCCAUGGCCCACCCGUUGACCAAGAAAUUCCACCGCAGAACACAAGCCUGAAUAUGGAUCAGGUGUUUCGUACCAUAUCUGUCAACUUCAUCGAUGUCAAUAUAUCGACUGCGAGACUGCGCACAUAGAAUCACCGUCCCGCUGAUGGCUACGUCUCAGAACCUAAACUCUACUUGGGCAAUCUGCACAUUGUGUUUCGGCACUCCUAUUCCCAGUCAGUUUUGGUCCCCCCAGCCAAUCCAACAUUCCUGAUUCGGAGCAGCCCAUAUUCAAUUUGUCCGCCGGAUUGCGUGUCCCCUCACUUAUCAACUACUAUCCACUCAGCAUGCCCAAGGAGGCCACGAAGAGGAAGCUAUCUAAGCGUCGCCGACCUGAGUGCAAUGGGUGUGGCGAGGAUGAAGAAGGGACACCGAAUUCGCUAAGCUAAAUGAUUAGGAGGAAAAGGCCACGAGCCUUGAGUGUGGCGACACAGCGGAUGAUCAAGCAUCGGCCAUCCGCAACCCUCGUGUCACACGCGCUGUUGCGAAGAGAAUAGCUAUGAUUGAUGAGGACACCAAUGCCAGACGAGUCUCAAAACGCAUGAAGACAGUAAUUAUAAGUGGUUUCGACAUGAACGCAGAUGAGGCGCAUAAACCGCAGGUUGCUCACAAUCCAAAUGGUUCUGCGAAGAAGGGCAAGGGCAAGGCAAGUAUCAGCACCAACAUCACCUCCCGCGGUGCAAAGACCUCCAGGACUACCGCUAGUGCU